AUGGCAAUUGGUUCUGAAAUAACAAAAGAGAAUGUGGAAUCUUUCAAAAAACGAUUCAAUAGUUUGGUUGAGCUUGGAAUGGACUUUGAUUUCAAUGUACUCCAAUCCACAGAAAUUGAUCAAUUACGCGGGAAAUUAGCAAAACAUAAUCUUGUUUUCAAAGUUCCUCAAGGUUUAAAUGAUCCACCAACUAAACGAUCUGUCAUAUCAGCGACACAAAGAUAUGGUACCAAUUUAAUUCAACAAGCAUUAAAUAUAUUGGAGUACGUCAAACUAUCAAACUCACUUUUGUUGAAAUGCAAAGAAGAAUUGAAAGUUGCUCUCAUGCCUAGCGUUGAACUCUCUGGCCUGUGCUCUGAAAUCCUAUCACUAUUCGCUUGGACUUUGAAAACCUGUUCCCAAGAGGAUAACUAA
Heterostelium album PN500 is the source of this 414-nucleotide messenger RNA. RefSeq lists its product as uncharacterized. Lineage: Eukaryota; Evosea; Eumycetozoa; Acytosteliales; Acytosteliaceae. The record is from RefSeq and is a predicted model, not a curated record. The transcript is spliced from 4 exons. Bases 1 to 414 code for a protein of 137 amino acids.